AUGCUGCAAGAGAAGUAUAGAGAAUUCAACAAAGAGCUACAUAUGGUUUUCGUGGACCUUGAAAAGGCGUAUGAUACAAUCCUGAGGGAGCUACUAUGGUACUGUCUAAGGCGUCAAGUCCCAGGGGCCUAUAUUGAAACCAUCAAAGAUAUGUAUAAGCGCUCUACCACUAGUGUCGCAACGAACGUUGGUGAGACUGAGAAAAUUCAAGUAGAGGUCGGGUUACAUCAAGGCUCGGCACUAAGCCCCCUACUCUUUAUUAUCAUUAUGGAUGUAAUCUCGGAUGACACGACAGAGGACACACCUUGGAGUAUGAUGUUUGCAGAUGAUUUGGUCUUGUGUGAUGAGAAGAGAGAACAUCUGGAAAGAAGACUAGAAGAGUGGAGAAGAAUAUUAGAAGAUGUUGGCUUGAAAGUUAGUAGAGCCAAGACGGAGUACCUUCCACCGAGUGGCUGCAUAGGAAACAUGAAGCUAAGAGAAUAUGCUGGACCCGGAAAUACAGAUCUACCAAACUGCGAGACAUUUAAGUACCUCGGGACCACCAUCCAUCAGGAUGGCGGUUGCAAGACCGAGGUUGAACUACGGAUUAGCCGGGCAUUGAAUAAAUGA
Messenger RNA from Xenia sp. Carnegie-2017, 609 nucleotides. RefSeq lists its product as uncharacterized. The record is from RefSeq and is a predicted model, not a curated record. The transcript has a single exon. Bases 1 to 609 code for a protein of 202 amino acids. Lineage: Eukaryota; Metazoa; Cnidaria; Anthozoa; Malacalcyonacea; Xeniidae.